CGCCCAGUUGUCCACCCAGCCGUGAGCGCAACAGCGGCGCGGACACCCCAGGACGUGCAAGAGCCUUGAAAGCACCGCGCUGCGUGCGAGAUCCCGAACGCAGAGGAUCCCGUCACUAGGACGCCCCGUCUGUGUGGUGUGCGGCGCAGGGAAGUCUAUGGAGACCGAAAAUGACCAGCGGUUGCCAGGGGCGGGGGACUGGAGGGGCGAUGGCCGGCAACAGCUAAGGGCACAGGAUUCUUCCCGGGGUGAUGGAAGGUCCUGAAAGUGCCAUGGCGGUGGUUGCGGGUCUCCGAACCCCUGAAAAUGUGACUUGUGUGCUUCCAAGGGGCACGAUGUUCGCCCGAGGGUUGAAGAGGAAGUGCUGGGACGGCGACGAGGACGUGGAGGGCGCCCCGGCCGCGCCGUCCUACAGCCUGCAGCGGCAGUCGCUCCUGGACAUGUCCCUGGUCAAGCUGCAGCUGUGCCACACGCUGGUGGAGCCCAACCUCUGCCGCUCGGUCCUCAUCGCCAACACCGUCCGGCAGAUUCAGGAAGAGAUGACCCAGGACGGCGCCUGGCAGCUCCCGGCGCCCCCAGUGGCGGGGCGGGGGCCGCUAGACCACCUCGUCUCCACGGAGAUCCUGUGCCGCGCAGCUUGGGAGCAGCAGGGGCAGCGCCCUGCGCCCGACCUGCCCUCGGAGCUGCCCGGGGCCCUGGGUGCGCCGGCUCCCGGGAGCGCGCAGAGCUGCAUCUGGGAGGCGGAUAGCUCCCGCGGACACCGAGGGAGCUUUCCGAAGUCGCUGGAUCAGAUAUUCGAGACCCUGGAGAGCAGAGCCCCCAGCCCAGUGGAAGGGCUGUUUGCAGAUGCAGGCGGCCCCUACUACGACCUGGACGCCGUGCUGACCGGCAUGGUGGGCGGCAAGUCGGGCCCCGGCGGUGGGGACGGGCUCCAGGCCUUGGCCCCCGCGGGCGCCCCGCCCCCCAGCGCCAGCUGCAAGCGGGACCUGGGCGAGCUGGACCACGUGGUGGAGAUCCUGGUGGAGACCUGAGCCUGCUGCGCAGGCGUGGGGCCCCGGCCGUCCCCCGAGCGCCUCGGGCCGCUGGGCCAGCCCUGCUGCCUGGUGAUCAUAAGGACACGCGGGAACAGAGCCAUUUCCUGCAGGCUGGUCACCCUGGGGCCGGCCGGGCCUCCUCCGCUCGGAGCCCCACAGCUCCGUGGAGGACCGGACCCGGCCGCCUGAGCGUCCUUCAACGUUAGGUGAAUUUUUUUAAAAUUAAGUUUUAUAUGUUGGGCAAUAUUUUGGCUUAAGAUAUAUUUUUUAAACUUUUUAUACUUUUAUCUCUUUAGACUUUUUCAGCUAUUUUCUUAAAAAUAUAUUUUUCCUAUGAACAUCCUCUGCUGCUAAUUAGAGGCACCUAUCUAUCACCUGAA
Messenger RNA from Phyllostomus discolor (pale spear-nosed bat), 1414 nucleotides. RefSeq names its product cell division cycle associated 4 (gene CDCA4). Gene Ontology annotation, molecular function: transcription regulator activity. Bases 252 to 1031 code for a protein of 259 amino acids. Gene Ontology annotation, cellular component: nucleus. The transcript has 2 exons. The record is from RefSeq and is a predicted model, not a curated record. Lineage: Eukaryota; Metazoa; Chordata; Mammalia; Chiroptera; Phyllostomidae.